This is a messenger RNA of Bicyclus anynana (squinting bush brown), 3032 nucleotides long. It is a transcript of the gene Dnaaf5, whose product is annotated as dynein axonemal assembly factor 5. Gene Ontology annotation, molecular function: dynein intermediate chain binding. Gene Ontology annotation, cellular component: cytoplasm. The record is from RefSeq and is a predicted model, not a curated record. Gene Ontology annotation, biological process: cilium movement; inner dynein arm assembly; outer dynein arm assembly. The transcript has 12 exons. NCBI's taxonomy places the organism in Eukaryota, Metazoa, Arthropoda, Insecta, Lepidoptera, Nymphalidae. Bases 116 to 2683 code for a protein of 855 amino acids.
CAUGGAAACGUGAACUUGUUUGUCAAUAAAAAUCUUAAACUUGAAAGUUUUGUCGAUUUUUCGAAAUAAAAUCUUGGAAUAGGUUGAGUUACUACUUGCAUAUGUACGUACAACAAUGUCGCAACCGAAAUUACAUGAAAAUCCAAAAGGUGUCCUUGAACAAUAUCUAACCGCUCUGCAAAGUGAAUCGAAAAUAGUGCGUCGAAACGGUUUAGUCAAGAUAAACGAAGAGAUCUUUGAAAAUCCACUAAACGUGGACUGUGACUUGACUUUAGUGUUUCCCGAAAUAUAUGCGCAUAUACUCAAAAGCUUUUCAGACACUUCUGAGGCUUGUAGAGAUUGUGCUAUAACGAUAAUGUCAAAUUUCAUUGACCAAUUGCCACUUAACGAUUACUAUUUAACAUAUAUACUACCAGUAAUCGUCCGUCGCAUAGGAUGCCCAGAAACCGUCGAAGAGUCUGAGGAAAUACGCUUAGUCUUGAUUCAGCUAGUGCAUAAAAUAAUACAAAAGUAUAAAGGCACUCACCUUUUGACACCAUUCAUUAACGAGUUUACUAGUAUUUUGACCAAAACCAGCACGGAUCCGUAUCCAAAAGUAAAACUGGAGGUGUGUGAUUGUAUUAUUUUGCUGACCAAAGUGCUACAGAGAGAUUUCCACUUCCAAUCGGAGAGCUAUGUGAAGCCCGUUUUGUCAAAUUUUGCUCAUCAACACUUUAGAGUGAGGGUUGCAGCUGUAAGAGCUAUAGGUGCAAUAGUCCUAGCAGGUAAUGUUAAAUGCUUCGAGAUGUCCAUCACUCCAAUGGCUGAGAAACUGUUUGAUGAGAACAGCCAAGUGAGACUACAAGUUACCAUGGAAGUUGGUAACUGGAUGCUGACCUAUAGGGAUCGCUACUCAUUCUGGCAUCGGAUGAUACCUUUGCUGCUUACUAGUCUCAGUGAUGUUAUGGCUGAUAUCCGGAACACAGCCACCCAACACUGGGACGCCAUCGGCUUGCAAUAUAUGGAGGAAAAUGAAGAGGACCUCAAAAAGAAAACUGACUUCCUCAAAGACACGCCGGCGCACUAUCCCGAUGUUAAACGACCUAAUCUCGGAUGCAGGAUAUUGGUGCAGAGUAAUAUCGGGAAAAUUGUUCCCGCUAUUGGUAGAGAGAUGGACGGCUGGCAAGCCGACGCUCGCCUGCGCUGCGCUCAGCUGCUGUGCUGGUUGUUGCUGUGCGCCGAAGAGGGCGCCACUCAGCACGCCAACACCAUCGCGCGGACGCUGCACAGAGGCGCGGCCGAUGAUGACUCUAGAGUAAUACUUGAGAUUAAGCGUGCCUCGGAGUUGUUCGGCUACUUCAUAACACCGGACACGUGGUGGCCGCUGCUGGAAGCUGAGGCUGACUCGUGGAGCGCCCUGUUCGUCAUCACCAACAUCUUGAAGGGGUCCCGCUCUGAGCUUGUCAAAGACAAGGUCAUGCAAGAGGUGUGCAAGGAGUUGGCAGAUCCAGAUAGGUGCCGCGUGAGAAAACUAAAAUACCAAACGAACAUGUUACACGUGACGGAGGCGCUAAUGGAUCUGUGCAAAGGCGAUUGUGUCGCUGUAGCAGAGGACUUGUUCAUUGUCAACUUCACCGUGUACGCGAUGCCGUAUGACGACAACGUGCAAUUUAUGGCACUGUCGAAUUUAGACAAACUCCGCUCCAUAGAGAAGUGCGGCCGUACCCUGACGUCGCUGUACAACAAACACAUCCGUCGGAUACUGGCCGACAUCAACAGUGACGCCGUCACUUGGAGCCUGCUCACCCCUGAGCGGUGUCUGCUGGAGUGCGUCCUGUUACAUUCAGGAUCAGCAAUGGGCAGUCAAUUACAUUUAAUCGCACCGCUACUAAAGGACAGUUUGGCUCCUCCGAAGGUGGAUCCUGAAGUGAAGCUGAAACUAUUCACAGCACUGUCCACUGUUUUGUUGCAAAGGCAGUCAAACUUCAAGUCAUGCGACCCGGCCAAGUUGGAGGCGUUUUUGAAGAUAGUUAUAGAUGAAGUGAUAAUGCCGAAUCUGGUAUGGUCUCCCGGUAGAACGGCGGAAGCUAUUCGCACUGCGGCCGUCGCGUGUUUGUGUUCAGCUUUGCAGGACAAUCCUGAACAGGAUUCUGUUGAGAGAGGGGGUAAUGGCGACACUAAUGACGAGGCAGUAAACCUAUUCCCAAGUAAGGAGUCCCUGGAGCCGUUCCUCGAUCAAAUGGUACCUCUGUUAGUGGGCCUGGUGGACGACAACUCGACCUUGACGAGACAGCACGCCCUGCGAGCGGUGUGUUGCCUCGCCACCUUGGCCCGACAACGUGGAUGUUUUACCGUCGACAUACUGCAUAAAUUGUAUUUUGUUGUGCUCAAACGACUCGACGACAGCAGCGACAAAGUGCGCUCGUUCGCCGUGCACACUCUGUGUGCUCUAUUCAAAUGUCGUCCGCACGACUACGACACGACUGUCUUCAGUGCGCACGUCGACGCUCUGUACAGCGCUAUGCUGAUACACUUGGACGACGCGGACGAAGCGUUCCGGAAAGAGAUGUUAGAUGCAUUGCUUUGUCUCAGCGUCGUUGAUCCCAGGUUGUUAAUGAAAAAGGUGAAAGCUAAUAUACAUUUAUAUAGAAACAAAGCGGCAUACGAACGACUAUCUAGUCAUAUAGAAAAGAUCAUUAUUUAAAAGUAAUUUAUGUUUUUUGGUUGACAUAGUUUUAGUUAUUUGAUUAUAAAAUUUAUUUUCAUUUCAAUGUUUGUGAAGAAAGGUUCGCAAUUAUGAUUUAUUUUCACUGUUAUAUUUACGUUAAAAUAAAUUAAAUAAUUAUAUAUGGAAUAAUGGUUUUAUUUUUAAUUGAUGUAAUUAAAAUGCAGUAGGCAGGUAUUGGACACUUACCGAUGUAUUUCUAAGUAUGAUGUGACUUAGAACUUAAUAGUAGCCAUUGUCCUAUUUAUAAUCCUCUUUUUUCGUUUGAAAGAACAUACACAGAAGUUGGUUCCAAUUUAUUUUCAUUAUUUACUUAUUAUUAUUGAAU